AUGCGAUUUAUGAUAAAUCCUUCAAAUGUACUGCCCGACUCGUUAUUGUUUGUUGAAGUUUUUGGAAUGAUUUCGAAUUACUUGUUGACGGAUUGUGAACACGAUGGAGAUAUGAUCGCUGAACUUUGUCAGAUGAUGCAAGAAUUGUUCCAAAAUAAUUACGAACAGUAUAUUGUUAGCAAAUUACAUGCAAGUUUUCUUCAUCGCUUCGAAUACUACUUUUUCACUUUUGUUUCAGGAACUACUUUUCCAUCUUCCACACUGUCACUUUGUUAUUUGGGAAUCCAGCAUUGGUUUCAACAUCUGGGUUCGAAACAUUGUAUCGAUAUUUGCUCCACAAUUCCGAUUUCCACGCAUCGAUCACGAAAAAUUUCGUGCGAAUCGCGUCUUCGAGGUUUGUCAGCUUUGGUUUCAUUUUUCGACUCAAAAAAACCGUUGUUCAUUGUAAGAUUUGUGGUCAACAUAUUCAUGAGAGAAGAAGUCAGAAUUAG
Molecule: messenger RNA, 491 nt
Organism: Caenorhabditis angaria
Lineage: Eukaryota; Metazoa; Nematoda; Chromadorea; Rhabditida; Rhabditidae
Source: the annotation of a GenBank genome assembly